Aureobasidium musti is the source of this 579-nucleotide messenger RNA. Lineage: Eukaryota; Fungi; Ascomycota; Dothideomycetes; Dothideales; Saccotheciaceae. The record is from the annotation of a GenBank genome assembly.
AUGCCUCAUCCAAGCCCGUCCAGCACUUAUCCUCCUGCAUCCACCACAACCGCGCCUUCACAGCAGCCCUCGUCGCCGUCCAAACCGACCCCUGUGCCUGACGAGCUGUGCGUGCAGAACAGUGAGCGUCAAGAUUCGCUCUCGCCACGUGAACAGCGAUCCGAGCACGACAGCCUUACCACCACAUCAGACUCGGCGAGCCGAUCUGCCGGCGUCACAACCAGCUUGCACCGUCCCGGUCCAUCACCCGCUGUUGCUGCUGCUGCUGCAUCUCAGCGUCAACCCUCACAACAUCUUCGCUUGACUUCGCUGGGCCGUAUCGCUCCCGCUCGCGAGUCUCUCGAAUCUCCUAAAUCCCCCACGCGUCCAUCAUCCCGCCUGUCGCAGAAUUCGCUAUCUUCGCUCGACUAUCACCCCCGCCGCCCCGGCCUUGACGACAAGCGAAUCUCGUUGAACACUUUUCUCUCGGCCACCGCUCCUCCCUGGUCUGUAGAAGAAACUAGCGCCAAACAAAAAUGCAUCAAACUUCGUCUCGUCUGUUGCGUCAGACCGACGAUGACCGUCCUUUCACAAGAGUAA